AUGUCUUCAUCCACAGUGUCGGACAUGAGGGCUAGAUAUGGUCCUGAGGUCCAGAAGGUCUCCGCCGACACACCAUUGGACGACAUCAUCUACCUCCUCAAGCGUGACGGGGGCGUCUUCGUUAGAGAUCUGGUCCCUGUCGCUGAUGUCGACAAAGCUCACGAAGAAUGCCGCGAACGCCUUGAAAAUGAUGUGGAAUGGAAUGGCUCCUUCUUUCCAAAGGAGACUCAGCGGGCACCAGCCUUGUUGGCUCUCAGCCCUACGUAUGCCAAAACACAAGUCAUGAACCCAGUCUACCAAAAGGUGUGCGAGCACUUCUUGACCACCCGAAGUUGGUUCUGGUGGGGAAACGAGAAGAAGGAAUCUGUAUCAAAGCCAUAUGUUCACUCCUGUACUGCUAUGAGCAUUGGGCCCGGGGGCAAAGCUCAGCCCUUGCACCGAGACGACUACAUCAGCCACAACUAUCAUCAAGAGGUGAGUGAAUGGGAUGAUGAGCGAGACAAGGGCAGGGAAACAGCUGUUGGGCUCUUCGUGGCUGGCUGUAAAGUCACCAAGGAGAACGGUGGAACGCAAUUCAUUCCCCGGAGUCAUUUGUGGGGCACCGAUAGACACAUGCCGCCUCGAGUAGAGGAGUGCAUUUACGCCGAGAUGGAGAAAGGCGAUGCCUUCAUCAUGCUGGCAUCCGCGUACCAUGCCGGAGGCCACAACACAACAAAGAAUGAGAGACGACUGAUGUUUGCCACAUUCUCUAUUCGAGGUUAUCUUCGACAGGAGGAGAAUCAAUUCUUGUCUGUGCCCCAAGAUAUUGCAAAAAAGCUGGAUCAACCCAUCCAGGAGUUUAUGGGAUAUUCAAUGAGCGAUCCGGCCUGUGGGUACGUUGAUCAGAUGGACCCAAUCUUUGUGCUCCGUCCCGAGUUGAAGGGCGACGGGCGUCCAUCCGACUUUUGA
This is a messenger RNA of Colletotrichum paranaense, 948 nucleotides long. RefSeq names its product phytanoyl-CoA dioxygenase. The record is from RefSeq and is a predicted model, not a curated record. Bases 1 to 948 code for a protein of 315 amino acids. Lineage: Eukaryota; Fungi; Ascomycota; Sordariomycetes; Glomerellales; Glomerellaceae. The transcript has 3 exons.